This is a messenger RNA of Chinchilla lanigera (long-tailed chinchilla), 1468 nucleotides long. RefSeq names its product protein enabled homolog. Bases 432 to 1019 code for a protein of 195 amino acids. The transcript has 5 exons. The record is from RefSeq and is a predicted model, not a curated record. NCBI's taxonomy places the organism in Eukaryota, Metazoa, Chordata, Mammalia, Rodentia, Chinchillidae.
GGGAACGUGGAAAAGUCAGAAAUAUUUGGAUAAAUGCAGAAGCAGGGACCCUGAGGGAAGAGGACUGGCCAAGCCAGUGGGCUUCGGUCUGCCGACGGGCAGCACCUCCACUCCAGGAGGACGCCACUCGCUGCCCAGCAGUGCGGUCUGGACCAGGGCAGGUGGAAAGGCAGGAGGAGAGGCCAGAGACCGAGGAGCAGGCUUGCCUGGCUGGGCAGACAUGGGAGAGGCCUGAGUCAGGCUUCUUUGAUGCCAGGCCUCGUCCUGCAAGCCUCCCUCCCCAGUCCUCUCAAGCUCCCCCCAGUCAGAGGCUUCCUGCGGCCAGAGCUGUCUCCCUGAACACUAGCUGCCCCAAGACCUCAGGCGAGAGCAGACCGGAUGGAGGCCAGAGGGGAUGCAGCAGUCUGAUCCGCAGAAAAUCUGGCAGCUGGAUGGAGAGCAUGAGCUGUGUUGGUGGGGGCUGCACCAAAUCUCUGGGCCAGGAUUUGCCUUACAGUGGAAGUCCAAUUUCAGGGCCACCAGACAGCUCUGUCUGUUGGGGGCCCCAGCACUGGCCCUGGCGCAGAAAGGGAACCCCAGGCUGCCAGGUCUGGAAGAAAGGUGAAGUCCUUUGUGUGUGCAGCCUUAUUCCACUUGAGCCUCAUCAGCUCCCUUGGGUUUGCAGGCUUAGCGCCUGUCCAAGGGUUCUAGUCACAUCCACCGGCACUGCAGCACCUCCAGCUCCUGCCCGGAACCUGCCACCCCUUCCUCUCCCUGCGAAACUGUCCUACUGCUUUAGAGCCAAACCCUCACUCCAGCUGCAGCUGCCCUGUUCUCCCAAAAAGGGGAGUGAGCCGGGAGCAAGCACCCAAGGGGCGUCUCCAGCCGACGGGGUGCCCGGCGUCUGGAUGCUCUCCAGCCCUCACCAUCUCUCUGUGUUGCGGAAGAGGAGCCUGAGGCUGCGGCCACCGCGUCGCCCCGGCCAGCCCCACAGACCAGCGGGACCGGCCUGGGUCGGGGCGCAGCCGCCCUUGCCCUGAAGUCCCAGGGAUGAAGCAGCCCGAGGCCGGGGUCUGGCAGAGAGGGCUGCGGGCCCUCCUCCUCCCACUGUGGGGCAGGCUUGGGAUCACAUUUCCAGGGAAACGAUUUGGGGGCGCCCAUGGAAGGGCAGAAGAAAGACCCAGAAAGGGUGCCCCGGCAGGUUCUGGGGGAGCCCGGUGCAGGGGGCUCGAAGCCAUCCGGCCGUCCCCUGCAAGCCUGUCCCCGUCCGCCGCGGGGGCGGGGCCGUUGGCAGGGGUCCCUCUGUCCCAGAGCGGGGACGCCGGCCGGCAGCCAGUGCUGAGGGGCUGGGGUCGCCGGGCAGGCGCGUGCCUCGCCACCGGCCCCAUUACGCUGUAUUUAUGUUUGCCUUUAUUGUUUUUCCCCUCUUAUUACGGUCUCACUCAGGGGGAGGCAAAAGAUAUAAUAUAUUCAUCUUUAUUAUACCAAA